Molecule: messenger RNA, 11187 nt
Organism: Closterium sp. Naga37s-1
Lineage: Eukaryota; Viridiplantae; Streptophyta; Zygnematophyceae; Desmidiales; Closteriaceae
Source: the annotation of a GenBank genome assembly
AUGGCUCGUUCGUCCCCUUACAUGGCUCGUUCGUCCCCUUACAUGGCUCGUUCGUCCCCUUACAUGGCUCGUUCGUCCCCUUACAUGGCUCGUUCGUCCCCUUACAUGGCUCGUUCGUCCCCUUACAUGGCUCGUUCGUCCCCUUACAUGGCUCGUUCGUCCCCUUACAUGGCUCGUUCGUCCCCUUACAUGGCUCGUUCGUCCCCUUACAUGGCUCGUUCGUCCCCUUACAUGGCUCGUUCGUCCCCUUACAUGGCUCGUUCGUCCCCUUACAUGGCUCGUUCGUCCCCUUACAUGGCUCGUUCGUCCCCUUACAUGGCUCGUUCGUCCCCUUACAUGGCUCGUUCGUCCCCUUACAUGGCUCGUUCGUCCCCUUACAUGGCUCGUUCGUCCCCUUACAUGGCUCGUUCGUCCCCUUACAUGGCUCGUUCGUCCCCUUACAUGGCUCGUUCGUCCCCUUACAUGGCUCGUUCGUCCCCUUACAUGGCUCGUUCGUCCCCUUACAUGGCUCGUUCGUCCCCUUACAUGGCUCGUUCGUCCCCUUACAUGGCUCGUUCGUCCCCUUACAUGGCUCGUUCGUCCCCUUACAUGGCUCGUUCGUCCCCUUACAUGGCUCGUUCGUCCCCUUACAUGGCUCGUUCGUCCCCUUACAUGGCUCGUUCGUCCCCUUACAUGGCUCGUUCGUCCCCUUACAUGGCUCGUUCGUCCCCUUACAUGGCUCGUUCGUCCCCUUACAUGGCUCGUUCGUCCCCUUACAUGGCUCGUUCGUCCCCUUACAUGGCUCGUUCGUCCCCUUACAUGGCUCGUUCGUCCCCUUACAUGGCUCGUUCGUCCCCUUACAUGGCUCGUUCGUCCCCUUACAUGGCUCGUUCGUCCCCUUACAUGGCUCGUUCGUCCCCUUACAUGGCUCGUUCGUCCCCUUACAUGGCUCGUUCGUCCCCUUACAUGGCUCGUUCGUCCCCUUACAUGGCUCGUUCGUCCCCUUACAUGGCUCGUUCGUCCCCUUACAUGGCUCGUUCGUCCCCUUACAUGGCUCGUUCGUCCCCUUACAUGGCUCGUUCGUCCCCUUACAUGGCUCGUUCGUCCCCUUACAUGGCUCGUUCGUCCCCUUACAUGGCUCGUUCGUCCCCUUACAUGGCUCGUUCGUCCCCUUACAUGGCUCGUUCGUCCCCUUACAUGGCUCGUUCGUCCCCUUACAUGGCUCGUUCGUCCCCUUACAUGGCUCGUUCGUCCCCUUACAUGGCUCGUUCGUCCCCUUACAUGGCUCGUUCGUCCCCUUACAUGGCUCGUUCGUCCCCUUACAUGGCUCGUUCGUCCCCUUACAUGGCUCGUUCGUCCCUUACAUGGCUCGUUCGUCCCCUUACAUGGCUCGUUCGUCCCCUUACAUGGCUCGUUCGUCCCCUUACAUGGCUCGUUCGUCCCCUUACAUGGCUCGUUCGUCCCCUUACAUGGCUCGUUCGUCCCCUUACAUGGCUCGUUCGUCCCCUUACAUGGCUCGUUCGUCCCCUUACAUGGCUCGUUCGUCCCCUUACAUGGCUCGUUCGUCCCCUUACAUGGCUCGUUCGUCCCCUUACAUGGCUCGUUCGUCCCCUUACAUGGCUCGUUCGUCCCCUUACAUGGCUCGUUCGUCCCCUUACAUGGCUCGUUCGUCCCCUUACAUGGCUCGUCGUCCCCCUUACAUGGCUCGUUCGUCCCCUUACAUGGCUCGUUCGUCCCCUUACAUGGCUCGUUCGUCCCCUUACAUGGCUCGUUCGUCCCCUUACAUGGCUCGUUCGUCCCCUUACAUGGCUCGUUCGUCCCAUUACAUGGCUCGUUCGUCCCUUACAUGGCUCGUUCGUCCCCUUACAUGGCUCGUUCGUCCCCUUACAUGGCUCGUUCGUCCCCUUACAUGGCUCGUUCGUCCCCUUACAUGGCUCGUUCGUCCCCUUACAUGGCUCGUUCGUCCCCCUUACAUGGCUCGUUCGUCCCUUACAUGGCUCGUUCGUCCCCUUACAUGGCUCGGUCGUCCCUUACAUGGCUCGUUCGUCCCCUUACAUGGCUCUUUCGUCCCCUUACAUGGCUCGUUCGUCCCCUUACAUGGCUCGUCGUCCCCCUUACAUGGCUCGUUCGUCCCCUUACAUGGCUCGUUCGUCCCCUUACAUGGCUCGUUCGUCCCCUUACAUGGCUCGUUCGUCCCCUUACAUGGCUCGUUCGUCCCCUUACAUGGCUCGUCCCCUUACAUGGCUCGUUCGUCCCCUUACAUGGCUCGUCGUCCCCUUACAUGGCUCGUUCGUCCCCUUACAUGGCUCGUUCGUCCCCUUACAUGGCUCGUUCGUCCCUUACAUGGCUCGUUCGUCCCCUUACAUGGCUCGUUCGUCCCCUUACAUGGCUCGUUCGUCCCCUUACAUGGCUCGUUCGUCCCUUACAUGGCUCGUUCGUCCCCUUACAUGGCUCGUUCGUCCCCUUACAUGGCUCGUUCGUCCCCUUACAUGGCUCGUUCGUCCCCUUACAUGGCUCGUUCGUCCCCUUACAUGGCUCGUUCGUCCCCUUACAUGGCUCGUUCGUCCCCUUACAUGGCUCGUUCGUCCCCUUACAUGGCUCGUUCGUCCCCUUACAUGGCUCGUUCGUCCCUUACAUGGCUCGUUCGUCCCCUUACAUGGCUCGUUCGUCCCCUUACAUGGCUCGUUCGUCCCCUUACAUGGCUCGUUCGUCCCCUUACAUGGCUCGUUCGUCCCCUUACAUGGCUCGUUCGUCCCCUUACAUGGCUCGUUCGUCCCCUUACAUGGCUCGUUCGUCCCCUUACAUGGCUCGUUCGUCCCUUACAUGGCUCGUUCGUCCCCUUACAUGGCUCGUUCGUCCCCUUACAUGGCUCGUUCGUCCCCUUACAUGGCUCGUUCGUCCCCUUACAUGGCUCGUUCGUCCCCUUACAUGGCUCGUUCGUCCCCUUACAUGGCUCGUUCGUCCCCUUACAUGGCUCGUUCGUCCCCUUACAUGGCUCGUUCGUCCCCUUACAUGGCUCGUUCGUCCCCUUACAUGGCUCGUUCGUCCCCUUACAUGGCUCGUUCGUCCCCUUACAUGGCUCGUUCGUCCCCUUACAUGGCUCGUUCGUCCCCUUACAUGGCUCGUUCGUCCCUUACAUGGCUCGUUCGUCCCCUUACAUGGCUCGUUCGUCCCCUUACAUGGCUCGUUCGUCCCCUUACAUGGCUCGUUCGUCCCCUUACAUGGCUCGUUCGUCCCCUUACAUGGCUCGUUCGUCCCCUUACAUGGCUCGUUCGUCCCCUUACAUGGCUCGUUCGUCCCCUACAUGGCUCGUUCGUCCCCUUACAUGGCUCGUUCGUCCCCUUACAUGGCUCGUUCGUCCCCUUACAUGGCUCGUUCGUCCCCUUACAUGGCUCGUUCGUCCCCUUACAUGGCUCGUUCGUCCCCUUACAUGGCUCGUUCGUCCCCUUACAUGGCUCGUUCGUCCCCUUACAUGGCUCGUUCGUCCCCUUACAUGGCUCGUUCGUCCCCUUACAUGGCUCGUUCGUCCCCUUACAUGGCUCGUUCGUCCCCUUACAUGGCUCGUUCGUCCCCUUACAUGGCUCGUUCGUCCCCUUACAUGGCUCGUUCGUCCCCUUACAUGGCUCGUUCGUCCCCUUACAUGGCUCGUUCGUCCCCUUACAUGGCUCGUUCGUCCCCUUACAUGGCUCGUUCGUCCCCUUACAUGGCUCGUUCGUCCCCUUACAUGGCUCGUUCGUCCCCUUACAUGGCUCGUUCGUCCCCUUACAUGGCUCGUUCGUCCCCUUACAUGGCUCGUUCGUCCCUUACAUGGCUCGUUCGUCCCCUUACAUGGCUCGUUCGUCCCCUUACAUGGCUCGUUCGUCCCCUUACAUGGCUCGUUCGUCCCCUUACAUGGCUCGUUCGUCCCCUUACAUGGCUCGUUCGUCCCCUUACAUGGCUCGUUCGUCCCCUUACAUGGCUCGUUCGUCCCCUUACAUGGCUCGUUCGUCCCCUUACAUGGCUCGUUCGUCCCCUUACAUGGCUCGUUCGUCCCCUUACAUGGCUCGUUCGUCCCCUUACAUGGCUCGUUCGUCCCCUUACAUGGCUCGUUCGUCCCCUUACAUGGCUCGUUCGUCCCCUUACAUGGCUCGUUCGUCCCCUUACAUGGCUCGUUCGUCCCCUUACAUGGCUCGUUCGUCCCCUUACAUGGCUCGUUCGUCCCCUUACAUGGCUCGUUCGUCCCCUUACAUGGCUCGUUCGUCCCCUUACAUGGCUCGUUCGUCCCCUUACAUGGCUCGUUCGUCCCCUUACAUGGCUCGUUCGUCCCCUUACAUGGCUCGUUCGUCCCCUUACAUGGCUCGUUCGUCCCCUUACAUGGCUCGUUCGUCCCCUUACAUGGCUCGUUCGUCCCCUUACAUGGCUCGUUCGUCCCCUUACAUGGCUCGUUCGUCCCCUUACAUGGCUCGUUCGUCCCCUUACAUGGCUCGUUCGUCCCCUUACAUGGCUCGUUCGUCCCCUUACAUGGCUCGUUCGUCCCCUUACAUGGCUCGUUCGUCCCCUUACAUGGCUCGUUCGUCCCCUUACAUGGCUCGUUCGUCCCCUUACAUGGCUCGUUCGUCCCCUUACAUGGCUCGUUCGUCCCCUUACAUGGCUCGUUCGUCCCCUUACAUGGCUCGUUCGUCCCCUUACAUGGCUCGUUCGUCCCCUUACAUGGCUCGUUCGUCCCCUUACAUGGCUCGUUCGUCCCCUUACAUGGCUCGUUCGUCCCCUUACAUGGCUCGUUCGUCCCCUUACAUGGCUCGUUCGUCCCCUUACAUGGCUCGUUCGUCCCCUUACAUGGCUCGUUCGUCCCCUUACAUGGCUCGUUCGUCCCCUUACAUGGCUCGUUCGUCCCCUUACAUGGCUCGUUCGUCCCCUUACAUGGCUCGUUCGUCCCCUUACAUGGCUCGUUCGUCCCCUUACAUGGCUCGUUCGUCCCCUUACAUGGCUCGUUCGUCCCCUUACAUGGCUCGUUCGUCCCCUUACAUGGCUCGUUCGUCCCCCUUACAUGGCUCGUUCGUCCCCUUACAUGGCUCGUUCGUCCCCUUACAUGGCUCGUUCGUCCCCUUACAUGGCUCGUUCGUCCCCUUACAUGGCUCGUUCGUCCCUUACAUGGCUCGUUCGUCCCCUUACAUGGCUCGUUCGUCCCCUUACAUGGCUCGUUCGUCCCCUACAUGGCUCGUUCGUCCCCUUACAUGGCUCGUUCGUCCCCUUACAUGGCUCGUUCGUCCCCUUACAUGGCUCGUUCGUCCCCUUACAUGGCUCGUUCGUCCCCUUACAUGGCUCGUUCGUCCCCUUACAUGGCUCGUUCGUCCCCUUACAUGGCUCGUUCGUCCCCUUACAUGGCUCGUUCGUCCCCUUACAUGGCUCGUUCGUCCCCUUACAUGGCUCGUUCGUCCCCUUACAUGGCUCGUUCGUCCCCUUACAUGGCUCGUUCGUCCCCUUACAUGGCUCGUUCGUCCCCUUACAUGGCUCGUUCGUCCCCUUACAUGGCUCGUUCGUCCCCUUACAUGGCUCGUUCGUCCCCUUACAUGGCUCGUUCGUCCCCUUACAUGGCUCGUUCGUCCCCUUACAUGGCUCGUUCGUCCCCUUACAUGGCUCGUUCGUCCCCUUACAUGGCUCGUUCGUCCCCUUACAUGGCUCGUUCGUCCCCUUACAUGGCUCGUUCGUCCCCUUACAUGGCUCGUUCGUCCCCUUACAUGGCUCGUUCGUCCCCUUACAUGGCUCGUUCGUCCCCUUACAAUGGCUCGUUCGUCCCCUUACAUGGCUCGUUCGUCCCCUUACAUGGCUCGUUCGUCCCCUUACAUGGCUCGUUCGUCCCCUUACAUGGCUCGUUCGUCCCCUUACAUGGCUCGUUCGUCCCCUUACAUGGCUCGUUCGUCCCCUUACAUGGCUCGUUCGUCCCCUUACAUGGCUCGUUCGUCCCCUUACAUGGCUCGUUCGUCCCCUUACAUGGCUCGUUCGUCCCCUUACAUGGCUCGUUCGUCCCCUUACAUGGCUCGUUCGUCCCCUUACAUGGCUCGUUCGUCCCCUUACAUGGCUCGUUCGUCCCCUUACAUGGCUCGUUCGUCCCCUUACAUGGCUCGUUCGUCCCCUUACAUGGCUCGUUCGUCCCCUUACAUGGCUCGUUCGUCCCCUUACAUGGCUCGUUCGUCCCCUUACAUGGCUCGUUCGUCCCCUUACAUGGCUCGUUCGUCCCCUUACAUGGCUCGUUCGUCCCCUUACAUGGCUCGUUCGUCCCCUUACAUGGCUCGUUCGUCCCCUUACAUGGCUCGUUCGUCCCCUUACAUGGCUCGUUCGUCCCCUUACAUGGCUCGUUCGUCCCCUUACAUGGCUCGUUCGUCCCCUUACAUGGCUCGUUCGUCCCCUUACAUGGCUCGUUCGUCCCCUUACAUGGCUCGUUCGUCCCUUACAUGGCUCGUUCGUCCCCUUACAUGGCUCGUUCGUCCCCUUACAUGGCUCGUUCGUCCCCUUACAUGGCUCGUUCGUCCCUUACAUGGCUCGUUCGUCCCCUUACAUGGCUCGUUCGUCCCUUACAUGGCUCGUUCGUCCCCUUACAUGGCUCGUUCGUCCCCUUACAUGGCUCGUUCGUCCCCUUACAUGGCUCGUUCGUCCCCUUACAUGGCUCGUUCGUCCCCUUACAUGGCUCGUUCGUCCCCUUACAUGGCUCGUUCGUCCCCUUACAUGGCUCGUUCGUCCCCUUACAUGGCUCGUUCGUCCCCUUACAUGGCUCGUUCGUCCCCUUACAUGGCUCGUUCGUCCCCUUACAUGGCUCGUUCGUCCCCUUACAUGGCUCGUUCGUCCCCUUACAUGGCUCGUUCGUCCCCUUACAUGGCUCGUUCGUCCCCUUACAUGGCUCGUUCGUCCCCUUACAUGGCUCGUUCGUCCCCUUACAUGGCUCGUUCGUCCCUUACAUGGCUCGUUCGUCCCCUUACAUGGCUCGUUCGUCCCCUUACAUGGCUCGUUCGUCCCCUUACAUGGCUCGUUCGUCCCCUUACAUGGCUCGUUCGUCCCCUUACAUGGCUCGUUCGUCCCCUUACAUGGCUCGUUCGUCCCCUUACAUGGCUCGUUCGUCCCCUUACAUGGCUCGUUCGUCCCCUUACAUGGCUCGUUCGUCCCCUUACAUGGCUCGUUCGUCCCCUUACAUGGCUCGUUCGUCCCCUUACAUGGCUCGUUCGUCCCCUUACAUGGCUCGUUCGUCCCUUACAUGGCUCGUUCGUCCCCUUACAUGGCUCGUUCGUCCCCUUACAUGGCUCGUUCGUCCCCUUACAUGGCUCGUUCGUCCCCUUACAUGGCUCGUUCGUCCCCUUACAUGGCUCGUUCGUCCCUUACAUGGCUCGUUCGUCCCCUUACAUGGCUCGUUCGUCCCCUUACAUGGCUCGUUCGUCCCCUUACAUGGCUCGUUCGUCCCCUUACAUGGCUCGUUCGUCCCCUUACAUGGCUCGUUCGUCCCCUUACAUGGCUCGUUCGUCCCCUUACAUGGCUCGUUCGUCCCCUUACAUGGCUCGUUCGUCCCUUACAUGGCUCGUUCGUCCCCUUACAUGGCUCGUUCGUCCCCUUACAUGGCUCGUUCGUCCCCUUACAUGGCUCGUUCGUCCCCUUACAUGGCUCGUUCGUCCCCUUACAUGGCUCGUUCGUCCCCUUACAUGGCUCGUUCGUCCCCUUACAUGGCUCGUUCGUCCCCUUACAUGGCUCGUUCGUCCCCUUACAUGGCUCGUUCGUCCCCUUACAUGGCUCGUUCGUCCCCUUACAUGGCUCGUUCGUCCCCUUACAUGGCUCGUUCGUCCCCUUACAUGGCUCGUUCGUCCCUUACAUGGCUCGUUCGUCCCCUUACAUGGCUCGUUCGUCCCCUUACAUGGCUCGUUCGUCCCCUUACAUGGCUCGUUCGUCCCCUUACAUGGCUCGUUCGUCCCCUUACAUGGCUCGUUCGUCCCCUUACAUGGCUCGUUCGUCCCCUUACAUGGCUCGUUCGUCCCCUUACAUGGCUCGUUCGUCCCCUUACAUGGCUCGUUCGUCCCCUUACAUGGCUCGUUCGUCCCCUUACAUGGCUCGUUCGUCCCCUUACAUGGCUCGUUCGUCCCCUUACAUGGCUCGUUCGUCCCCUUACAUGGCUCGUUCGUCCCCUUACAUGGCUCGUUCGUCCCCUUACAUGGCUCGUUCGUCCCCUUACAUGGCUCGUUCGUCCCCUUACAUGGCUCGUUCGUCCCCUUACAUGGCUCGUUCGUCCCCUUACAUGGCUCGUUCGUCCCCUUACAUGGCUCGUUCGUCCCCUUACAUGGCUCGUUCGUCCCCUUACAUGGCUCGUUCGUCCCCUUACAUGGCUCGUUCGUCCCCUUACAUGGCUCGUUCGUCCCCUUACAUGGCUCGUUCGUCCCCUUACAUGGCUCGUUCGUCCCCUUACAUGGCUCGUUCGUCCCCUUACAUGGCUCGUUCGUCCCCUUACAUGGCUCGUUCGUCCCCUUACAUGGCUCGUUCGUCCCCUUACAUGGCUCGUUCGUCCCCUUACAUGGCUCGUUCGUCCCCUUACAUGGCUCGUUCGUCCCCUUACAUGGCUCGUUCGUCCCCUUACAUGGCUCGUCCCUUACAUGGCUCUUCGUCCCUUACAUGGCUCGUUCGUCCCCUUACAUGGCUCGUUCGUCCCCUUACAUGGCUCGUUCGUCCCCUUACAUGGCUCGUUCGUCCCCUUACAUGGCUCGUUCGUCCCCUUACAUGGCUCGUUCGUCCCCUUACAUGGCUCGUUCGUCCCCUUACAUGGCUCGUUCGUCCCCUUACAUGGCUCGUUCGUCCCCUUACAUGGCUCGUUCGUCCCCUUACAUGGCUCGUUCGUCCCCUUACAUGGCUCGUUCGUCCCCUUACAUGGCUCGUUCGUCCCCUUACAUGGCUCGUUCGUCCCCUUACAUGGCUCGUUCGUCCCCUUACAUGGCUCGUUCGUCCCCUUACAUGGCUCGUUCGUCCCCUUACAUGGCUCGUUCGUCCCCUUACAUGGCUCGUUCGUCCCCUUACAUGGCUCGUUCGUCCCCUUACAUGGCUCGUUCGUCCCCUUACAUGGCUCGUUCGUCCCCUUACAUGGCUCGUUCGUCCCCUUACAUGGCUCGUUCGUCCCCUUACAUGGCUCGUUCGUCCCCUUACAUGGCUCGUUCGUCCCCUUACAUGGCUCGUUCGUCCCCUUACAUGGCUCGUUCGUCCCCUUACAUGGCUCGUUCGUCCCCUUACAUGGCUCGUUCGUCCCCUUACAUGGCUCGUUCGUCCCCUUACAUGGCUCGUUCGUCCCCUUACAUGGCUCGUUCGUCCCCUUACAUGGCUCGUUCGUCCCCUUACAUGGCUCGUUCGUCCCCUUACAUGGCUCGUUCGUCCCCUUACAUGGCUCGUUCGUCCCCUUACAUGGCUCGUUCGUCCCCUUACAAGGCUCGUUCGUCCCCUUACAUGGCUCGUUCGUCCUCUUACAUGGCUCGUUCGUCCCCUUACAUGGCUCGUUCGUCCCCUUACAUGGCUCGUUCGUCCCCUUACAUGGCUCGUUCGUCCCUUACAUGGCUCGUUCGUCCCCUUACAUGGCUCGCUCGUCCCCUUACAUGGCUCGUUCGUCCCCUUACAUGGCUCGUUCGUCCCCUUACAUGGCUCGUUCGUCCCCUUACAUGGCUCGUUCGUCCCCUUACAUGGCUCGUUCGUCCCCUUACAUGGCUCGUUCGUCCCCUUACAUGGCUCGUUCGUCCUCUUACAUGGCUCGUUCGUCCCCUUACAUGGCUCGUUCGUCCCCUUACAUGGCUCGUUCGUCCCCUUACAUGGCUCGUUCGUCCCCUUACAAUGGCUCGUCGUCCCCUUACAUGGCUCGUUCGUCCCUCUUACAUGGCUCGUUCGUCCCCUUACAUGGCUUCGUUCGUCCCCUUACAUGGCUCGUUCGUCCCCUUACAUGGCUCGUUCGUCCCCUUACAUGGCUCGUUCGUCCCCUUACAUGGCUCGUUCGUCCCCUUACAUGGCUCGUUCGUCCCCUUACAUGGCUCGUUCGUCCCCUUACAUGGCUCGUUCGUCCCCUUACAUGGCUCGUCGUCCCCUUACAUGGCUCGUUCGUCCCCUUACAUGGCUCGUUCGUCCCCUUACAUGGCUCGUUCGUCCCCUUACAUGGCUCGUUCGUCCCCUUACAUGGCUCGUUCGUCCCCUUACAUGGCUCGUUCGUCCCCUUACAUGGCUCGUUCGUCCCCUUACAUGGCUCGUUCGUCCCCUUACAUGGCUCGUUCGUCCCCUUACAUGGCUCGUUCGUCCCCUUACAUGGCUCGUUCGUCCCCUUACAUGGCUCGUUCGUCCCCUUACAUGGCUCGUUCGUCCCCUUACAUGGCUCGUUCGUCCCCUUACAUGGCUCGUUCGUCCCCUUACAUGGCUCGUUCGUCCCCUUACAUGGCUCGUUCGUCCCCUUACAUGGCUCGUUCGUCCCCUUACAUGGCUCGUUCGUCCCCUUACAUGGCUCGUUCGUCCCCUUACAUGGCUCGUUCGUCCCCUUACAUGGCUCGUUCGUCCCCUUACAUGGCUCGUUCGUCCCCUUACAUGGCUCGUUCGUCCCCUUACAUGGCUCGUUCGUCCCCUUACAUGGCUCGUUCGUCCCCUUACAUGGCUCGUUCGUCCCCUACAUGGCUCGUUCGUCCCCUUACAUGGCUCGUUCGUCCCCUUACAUGGCUCGUUCGUCCCCUUACAUGGCUCGUUCGUCCCCUUACAUGGCUCGUUCGUCCCCUUACAUGGCUCGUUCGUCCCCUUACAUGGCUCGUUCGUCCCCUUACAUGGCUCGCUCGUCCCCUUACAUGGCUCGCUUCGUCCCCUUACAUGGCUCGUUCGUCCCCUUACAUGGCUCGUUCGUCCCCUUACAUGGCUCGUUCGUCCCCUUACAUGGCUCGUUCGUCCCCUUACAUGGCUCGUUCGUCCCCUUACAUGGCUCGUUCGUCCCCUUACAUGGCUCGUUCGUCCCCUUACAUGGCUCGUUCGUCCCCUUACAUGGCUCGUUCGUCCCCUUACAUGGCUCGUUCGUCCCCUUACAUGGCUCGUUCGUCCCCUUACAUGGCUCGUUCGUCCCCUUACAUGGCUCGUUCGUCCCCUUACAUGGCUCGUUCGUCCCCUUACAUGGCUCGUUCAGUGCUCAUGUCCAACAUGCUGAAUGGCUCCAUUCCUGACUCCAUCGGCAGCCUUUCGAAUCUUCGUAACUUGUAA